Molecule: messenger RNA, 1666 nt
Organism: Pollicipes pollicipes
Lineage: Eukaryota; Metazoa; Arthropoda; Thecostraca; Pollicipedomorpha; Pollicipedidae
Product: tRNA selenocysteine 1-associated protein 1
Exons: 8
Coding region: 198-1172 (324 amino acids)
Molecular function (GO): RNA binding
Source: RefSeq, a predicted model, not a curated record
AUUGCUAGAAGCGAGGGUGCGUGGUGUUAAAUGGGGUUUGUAUUUGGUGGCGGCUCAUAAUCCAGCACGAUUUGCACACAGCUGAUAUCAUAUUGGUUUCUUAACUCUGAAGGAGGUUUGGCUGCUUUUAGAAGUUGACUGUAAAUAACUCAGUUAUGAGUCAACAAUACUUCCCUGGCAAUGAAGGAGCACUAUGGAUGGGAAAUAUUGCAGACUACAUGGAUGAAACCUUUGUCACAAAUGCAUUCCUGGCUAUGGAUGAGGAAGUUUCGCUGGUUAAAAUAAUCAAGAACAAGUUCACUGGCUUACCUGCUGGCUACUGCUUUGUUCACUUCAAAGAUGAACAGACAGCAAUGCGGGUUAUGCACAAACUAAACUCCAAAAUGAUACCCAACAGUCAACCUCCGACACGUUUCUUGCUGAACCACUCGAACGCCAAGAAGACCCAGGAUUCUGAGUUCUCGCUGUGGGUGGGAGACCUGGAUCAAGCUGUUGACGACGAGAUGCUGUACAAGGCGUUCGCCACCCGCUACAACUCGGUCAGGCUUGCCAAAGUGGUUUUCGACAAGGUCACCGGUCUGAGUCGAUGCUACGCCUUCGUGCGGUUCGGUGUGGAGGAGGACCACAAGGACGCGCUGACACACAUGAACGGCUUCACGGGGCUGGGCAGCAAGCCCAUCAGGGUCAGCCUGGCGGUGCCGAGGCGGCCCGCCGCUGCCACAAGCACCAACACCGCGUACGCCGCGAGCGCCGCGACCCCCGACGCCUCUGCCAGAGACUACAGUGCCUACUACGAGCAGUAUUGGAACAACUACCACGCGUGGCAGAACUACGGCAGCUACGACCCCAAUGUGGCAUACCACGCCUACAGCUACAACACGGAAGCGAUCGCCGCGCCGGCCGUUGCCAUGGCGACGGCCGGUGUCGUCGCGCAUGCCGGUCCCCCGGCUCAGGCGGCGUCGGCCGCACCGGCCGGUGCGGCCGACGCCGCCGACACCGCCGACUCGGAGGCGGAAGACGAGGUCGUAGAGCAUGACGUUCCCGUGGACGUGGACUCGGAGAACAAGAAGUUCGUGACGAGGAACGAGGAGUUCUGGGACGCUCUGGAAGCCUCGCGGUGGCUCCAGCCGGACACCCUCAAUCCGGAACUGAGCCUGGUCAUCAAGACGUGACGCCCUCUUAAAACUGGCUGUGACCCUGAGCGCGGGCCGGGAUGAAUAUUGUCGCUGAUGCUGUGUUGCGAAGAUUGCUGUUUCAUACGCAUUUAUGAGUGGAUGGUUGCGUAAUGUGUGUUUUAUCGCUCCCCCGGCCUGGCAGGGUUUGAGAAGCUCUGAAGCAAAUGAUUGCGAUUGUGAAACUCCCCACAUCUUCAAUGUGUGAUUUGGAGGAUGACACGUUGUGAUGGUUCAUGUUGGUUCAUGUUGAGCAUCGAAUGCUUCCUUUCCUGGUCUUGAGCUGCAGCGUCAGGGAUUCUCGAGGAUCCCUCCUGAUGUAAUGACUGUAUGUAGGUGCGCUGUAGCUAACUCUCCCACGUGCGCUGUAAUGUGUUGAUCCGUCCAGUAUCUGGGAUAUUGCGUUAGCGGUCCAGAUGUGAGCGCAGCACGAACAAAGCUCUGUGAACUGCGAGAUGCCAAGUUGAGAGCCAUACACUUUGAACUACACUGUG